AUGUCCUCGCCUUUGUCGCCGCUCAGCCCACGGUCGCUGCCCAGCACGCCUGGCCUCGCCAAGUUCAGGAAUCGCGUGCCCACCCAGGUCCGGAGAGGUGUUCCACUAUAUUUGGGCUUCAUCUGUGUCCUCUUCAUCAUCCUCAAUGCAGACCUCUUCAGCGCCAUCUCAAUUCCCAAGCACAGAGUAUUCAGCAAGAGGCACGUGCAGCAGAGGCCGUUGACGGCCCGCCCCGGUGGCUUUCCUAAGAAGAUAUGGCAGACCUGGAAGAUCGAUCCGCUGCAGUUCGAUGAGCGAGAUUCCACUACGGCCAAGACGUGGACGCAAAAGAACCCGGACUUCCGCUAUGAGGUCCUGACUGAUUCCAAUGACCUCAACUACGUCGAGGAGCACUUCGGACCCAGCGGCUUCAACAGAAUGGACAUUGUUGACAUGUAUCGCACCAUCAAUGCCACCAUUAUCAAGGCUGAUCUCCUUCGUUACAUGAUCAUGUAUGCUGAAGGCGGCGUCUACGCCGACAUCGACGUAGAGGCGCUGAAGCCAGUCGGCAGAUUCAUUCCGGAUCACCGGUAUGCUGAGGAGGACGUCGACAUGGUCAUCGGCGUGGAAAUCGACCAACCGGAAUUCAAGGAUCAUCCCAUUCUAGGCAAAAAGUCUCAAUCAUUCUGCCAAUGGACUUUCAUGUGCCGACCUAAGCUGCCCGUGAUGAUGCGUCUGAUUGAGAACAUCAUGUCGUGGCUAGAGGGCAUGGCCCGCGAGCAAAAUGUCCCCAUCUCUGAGGUUGUCUUGGACUUUGACGCCGUCAUCUCAGGUACUGGACCAUCAGCCUUCACUGGUGCGGUGCUCGAGGAGAUGAAUGAGAACCGCCCUCGAGGUACACCCCAGAUUACAUGGGACAACUUCCACGAGCUUGAUGAGUCCAAGGUCAUCAGUCGCAUCUUAGUCCUCGACGUCGAGGCCUUCGCAGCGGGCCAGGGUCACUCUGACUCGGGCAACCAUAACGCCCGUGGCGCCCUGGUUAAGCACCACUACCACGCGUCAAAUUGGCCCAGCCGACAUCCUAGGUUUAACCAUCCUGUAUACGGCCCUGUCGAGCACUGCAAUUGGAACUUUGACUGCGUCAGGAAAUGGGACGAGGAUACCGCUGCCUUCGAACUGCUCAACGAUGAUGAGAAGCAGCAGAAAAUUGCGGAGAGGCAAGCCCAGAUGCAGCUGAUGCACUAA
This is a messenger RNA of Phaeoacremonium minimum UCRPA7, 1224 nucleotides long. Its product is annotated as putative glycosyltransferase family 32 protein. The transcript has a single exon. Lineage: Eukaryota; Fungi; Ascomycota; Sordariomycetes; Togniniales; Togniniaceae. The coding region runs from base 1 to 1224 and encodes 407 amino acids. Gene Ontology annotation, biological process: protein N-linked glycosylation. Gene Ontology annotation, molecular function: alpha-1,6-mannosyltransferase activity. The record is from RefSeq and is a predicted model, not a curated record. Gene Ontology annotation, cellular component: mannan polymerase complex.